Messenger RNA from Rotaria socialis, 546 nucleotides. The record is from the annotation of a GenBank genome assembly. NCBI's taxonomy places the organism in Eukaryota, Metazoa, Rotifera, Eurotatoria, Philodinida, Philodinidae.
AUGCGUACUGUAUUUGCAGUUUUUCUUCUGUUCAUUACUUACGUUGCCAGUUAUCCAUCGUUUCGUGAAGCAGCAACCAACAAUGAUGAAAAUGAAAACAAUUUUGAAUUGAAACUCCGUUCAAUAUUAAAUCAUCUUAGUAAUGAAAAAAAUGAUGACGAACACAUGACACGAUCUCUAGCAUCAGAGAACAACUAUGAAAGUGAUGAUGACGCUGAUGACUACUUAUUUAGCAAACGACAAGGUGGUCAUAAUAUUGUUGAUAAACAAAGUAAAUGUGAAAUUGAAUGUAUUUAUACACAACGACACCCACAGACUGGUAAAGGAAAAUCUAUCAAAGACGCAGCUAAAGCUUGUCGGCAAAUGUGCCCUAAUACAAGCAAAAGACGUAGUGGAAAUAAAACUGGUGUACAAAAAACCGACAAGAAUAAAAAGUUCAAUCAACGUCAAUUAUCUGAUGAUGAUAGUAGCGAAGAACAAAAUAAUCAACGCCGUGAAUUCUAUGAUUUUCUUUUGGAUCAAAUUCAACGAAAUAAUAAUGAAUAA